GUGCCCCAUUCACUUUCACUUUUCAUUUAGUUCCCAGUCGCUAGUAAAACGUCACACUUCGCGCUUUAGUUUUCUCGCUUUACAGAUUUCACUUAGGAAAGACUAACACAAAAUACAAAAGCCUACUCUGAGAGAAUAGCUUUAUCAACUGGAAGUUUCGUUUGUGUCGAUUAAGCAAUGGCUGAGGUGUUCUCGCAGUUCAACUGUGGUUCGGAGGAUGCGAAGAAAGAGCUGCAGAUGUGGAAGAGUAAAGUGGAGAAAGCUGAUGAUGCAAAAUCCAGGCUGAUUAUGGAGAAACUUGAAGAAGAUGAACUGAAGGCGAAGGCCAAACAGGAAAUGUUCAUAUUGGUCAAUAAGCAAGAAGAGUGUGACAAGGAAUUCAAUCAUAGUAUGACUGCAUUGAAGGGUGAAAUCCUGAAGCUUAAUCAACAAAAACAACAUUUAUUAGCCAAACUGAGAAGACAUCAGGCUGAACUUGAUGACAGGAGGGCUGAGACAACCAACCUACAGCAGAAAUUCAAGAUCUAUGCCAAGAUUCCAGACACAGAGGUGAAUUUCACCACUCAGCACAAAGAGACCAGUGAUGACAGUCAGCCAAUUAAAGGAAGGUUUACAAUCAGCCAGAAAGCCAAUAUGCUUCUGCAGGGAGGCCAAGCACUCCUCACCUUUGAAGAAGAAAAUGUGGCCUCUCAGAUCCUGAAAAUUGCUAAGUGCUCUGUGUCCUGUGAGAACCUGAGUGUGGAUGUGAAACCACAGAGAAUAAUCAUGGAUCCUGCUGUGAAGUUUGAGGUUCACCUCACUGUUUCCAGAAGGCAACUCAAGUUUUUCAACGUCCAACCGUCCAUGCCAGAAGACAGAAUAAAGGACAGAUUAGAGAUGAGUUUCUCUAGGCCUAGCAGAGGAGGAGGGGAAGUUGAGAGAGUUGAGUACGACGUGAACACUGGAAUGGGAUGCAUCACAUUUCUCCACCCUGGAGUUGCUGGGAACCUGGUUCUGAGAGGGGAACAACGUGUCGAUUUCGGCUCUGAAGUGAAUGUGCAGGUUGGACCCAUUUACAAUUACGAGUUGCGCAGGUUCCAGACCUUUUGUGGUGUUUUGAAGCGAACAAUCCUCCUGGAUGACAUCAAAGACAUAGAGGAUGAGGAAGAUCUGCAGGACCACUUGGAAAUCCACUUUCAAAAACCCAGCAACUAUGGUGGUGAGAUUGAGAGCAUCAAGUACACAUCCAAAGGAAACGCUCUGCAAGCCUUUUUCAGUGAGGAAAUAGAAAGAGAUAACAUUUAAGGAAACUAGUUCUGUGACUGUAAAACGCAGAAUGUCUUAUAUCUGUGUUAUUUGAUUGGUUGAAUGCUUGUGAGGGUCAAUGUGCAAAAUGUAAGAAGGCCGACUUCUUCCCUCCACCUGAAAAUACAGUAUGUAAAUACCAACAAAUGCUGGUCUUCUGCUAGAAAUAUAUUUUUAGAAAAUGCCAUUUUAGACCUUCUUUGUCUAAGUGUCCUUUUAGCACAGGUUUUACAGAGGUUUGUUUUUUUUAUAUUUACACUCACAAGAUCUCACACUGAACACAUGAAUUGCAACUUGUGGUUCAGUCUCUUGACAUUGGUUGUCACUGAGGCAUGUUAUGUUGUAAUGUAAAAAGAAAAGAAUAAAACAGUUAAAUAAUA
This is a messenger RNA of Betta splendens (Siamese fighting fish), 1664 nucleotides long. RefSeq names its product N-myc (and STAT) interactor (gene nmi). The transcript has 9 exons. Lineage: Eukaryota; Metazoa; Chordata; Actinopteri; Anabantiformes; Osphronemidae. The coding region runs from base 178 to 1284 and encodes 368 amino acids. Gene Ontology annotation, cellular component: cytoplasm. The record is from RefSeq and is a predicted model, not a curated record.